Messenger RNA from Aspergillus sclerotioniger CBS 115572, 324 nucleotides. RefSeq lists its product as uncharacterized. Lineage: Eukaryota; Fungi; Ascomycota; Eurotiomycetes; Eurotiales; Aspergillaceae. The transcript has 2 exons. Bases 1 to 324 code for a protein of 107 amino acids. The record is from RefSeq and is a predicted model, not a curated record.
AUGCCACAUCCCCCGGUUCCUCACUUUCAAGCAUCACAUAAAGCUGUUCCAAGCUCUCAGGCUUCACAGAAGAGGAGUUCUCGGCCUAUAUUUAGCGAGCUUUACAAAGCAUCCAAACAUCCAAGUCGACUACUCACGUACCGAACUCUUUGGGUACGAAACAUGCCAUCCGAGCUUCAUGAUGCGUGUCAGCGCUGGGUAAUCCACGCUUACGGUCGCUGGAUGCAAGAUGGUCUGUUGACUGCCCUUGAAGGCAAAGAGAUGGGAAUUGGUGUCAACACAGGUAUGACCUGCACUGCUCACCAGCUUCGAGCAGGCUCAUAA